UACAGGCUAGCAGGCUAUGUGGUGGUGGAGGGAUCCUAAAUAAACAAGUCUAUUUUUCUAAUCUGUUUUAUGUGCCUAUAAUUAUAUUUUAUCAUCUAAGUUUUUAAAUUACAUGCUAUCUCAGUAUACUGUUUCACUACUGAGAUCAGUUCAAUCAUGUACACAAACCUAUGGUCUCACUGCAUGUAUGUUUGUUCAGUGUUGUCAGAAUUAAAUGAAUGAUUAAGAAAAAUCUCUCUGAUAUAUGGGUAAAACAAACCAUGACUACCUUUGCAGCCAUGACAAACAUAAACUCAGACAGUUUCUAUUAUUAAAAACUCAAAUAGCUCAACCUACAUAUAAUGUUGUGGCGAGGGUCUGCACUUAAGUGCUCUCGUUUGAUAGUGUAAAUAGUAACCAAAGUGAGCUGGGCCAAACCAGGCCAGCAUGGUAAGUACAGCAGGGCCAGCUCAGCUUGGCUCAGCACGGUUUGGCCCAGUUCCAGUUCCAGUUCCAGUUCCAGUUCCAGGUCCAGACCACAAAGUCCGGCGCUCGCCUUUCACAAAGAUACAGUUUGCGCUACUAGAUUUAUAUUGGUGAGAACGUGAUAAUUGUUAUUCUAAUUUCUAAGAACUUGGUGAACAAGUCAUCAUGUCUGGUUGGGAGCAUGGAAUAUGUGGUUGCUUUGAUGACUGCACAAUAUGCUUUCUGUCAUUUUUUUGUCCUUGCAUUCAAAUUUAUCGCAAUGCUAAUGCAAUCCCUGAGGGAGAGCAUGGUUGCCUCUUUCUUUGUGGAAUGUGCACAUUUCUUCAUGCUUGCUAUGAUCGUGCUUCACUGCGUAAUGAUAUUCGUGUCCACAAAGAUAUUAAGGGAACUCAUUGUGAAGACUGGCUUUGUGUUCACUUCUGUUUCCAACUUAGUUUAGCUCAAGAAUCUCAGGAAAUGAAGAGUGAGUAUAUGCUUCGUGAAUAGACUCUACUGUAAAAUAAUCAUGGACUUUUUCUCUAAAAUAAUAUAAAAUCAUUAUCUUGUGAUACAGCUUUUGGUUUAUUUAAAAAAAUUUUUGUACCUUAUACAAA
This is a messenger RNA of Amphimedon queenslandica, 1058 nucleotides long. Its product is annotated as protein PLANT CADMIUM RESISTANCE 2-like. The record is from RefSeq and is a predicted model, not a curated record. Bases 631 to 951 code for a protein of 106 amino acids. NCBI's taxonomy places the organism in Eukaryota, Metazoa, Porifera, Demospongiae, Haplosclerida, Niphatidae. The transcript has 3 exons.